GUUCCUACCAACAAAACCAGAAACAACAAUUCGUAGGAAAAGGAAUUCCCUGGUUGGAACACUGCCAGUUUUUCUUUUCCCCGCCAAAGAAGUAAACCAAAAGAUUUAAUCAAUGUUAUCUCACUCUCUGUUUCACUACUCACCCCCUUCAAUCAGCAAACCCAAGUCCCCAAUUUUAUUCUUUAAAUCCCAGUUUCCCCCUCUUAAUCCCUAUCAAAAUCGAGUUUUCCCUCACUUUUUCACCAAAAGAAUUUCUGGGUAUCCAAUAAAAUCUCCUGCCUUUUCUUCUUCUUCUUUGGGGGACGAGUUUGACGUAGAAUUAGGCAGUCUUUUGGCACUGUUGCCAGAGGAGAUGAGAAGGAAAAUCAGUGAACAUGAAGAACUAAGAGAGUUGAUUGAAGUGGUUAUGGAUAUAGGGAGGAAACCUUUGGCUAGAUUUCCUUCUGGGGAUUUUGAAUUAUCUGAUUGCCCGAUCACAGUUCAGGAUAUUGAGCACGCUACUUCACAGGUUGGGGACUUUGCCAUCGAUAACCGAGCAGGCAUCAGUCUAACAUUACAUCGCAUUAGUGCAAUCAGGAACCGAAAAGGAGCAAUUAUUGGUUUAACUUGUCGUGUUGGUAGGGCAAUAUCAGGCAGUGCUGAUUUAUUGAGAGAUUUAGUUCAAGAUGGGGCUUCUUUACUUCUCAUUGGUCCUCCGGGGGUGGGUAAAACAACCAUUAUUAGGGAUAUAGCAAGGAUGCUUGCAAAUGAUUACAAGAAACGUGUGAUGAUUGUUGACACCUCCAAUGAGAUAGGUGGGGAUGGUGAUAUACCUCAUGCUGGAAUUGGUAACGCGCGGAGAAUGCAAGUCCCCGACUCUGAUAUGCAACAUAAGGUAUUGAUAGAAGCAGUUGAAAAUCAUAUGCCACAAGUUAUCGUGAUUGAUGAAAUUGGGACAAAACUUGAGGCAAUGGCUGCAUGCACAAUUGCACAACGUGGAAUUCAGCUAGUUGCUACUGCUCAUGGAGUAACCAUUGAGAACUUGAUUAUGAAUCCUUCGUUGGAGAUCCUUAUCGGUGGAAUACAGAGUGUGACUCUAGGGGAUGAAGAAGCAAACCGAAGGGGUGUGCAGAAGACUGUGCUGGAGAGGAAAGGGCCAUCAACAUUUAGUUGUGGUGUAGAGAUUGUUUCUAAGACUGAGUUACGUGUUCAUCGUUGCCUUGAAGCAACAGUUGAUGCUGUUCUUUCCGGUCGUUUUCCACGUGUUGAAAUCCGCAAGAUGAAUUCUCGGAGUCUGGAACAGAUCUCUCAGACUUUUACCGAGGUCCCCUCCUGCACAGAAGAUUCAGUAGUCACUGGAGAUCUUUUAGAGGCUAGCGAUCAGAACAUUGUCGGUAAUCAUUUCCCUUCUGAGCUUUCAUCAAACACGGCUGACGAUUCAUUGGAAGACAGGGAUUUACUUUGUAUGUAUGUCUACGGGAUCCAGGAGGCGAGUGUGAUACAAGGACUUGAGAAGUUAAAAAUGGAUGCCGCAGUUCGAUUAACCGAUAAUAUCAGUGAGGCAGAUGUACUAUUUGCUCUGCUUUCGAAGCUCAGGAAGAACUCCGGUAUUCAGGCUGCAGCAAAAUCGCAUCGCAUACCCGUCUAUGUGGCGAAGACAAGCUCAUCGAUGCAGAUAACAAAUGCCUUAGAGUUACUAAAAGAUGAUUAUCCUGGGGGAUUGAAGAAUCCCGGAUCAGAAGAUGAUAUCAAUAUUCUGGAGAAGCUUGAUGCCUUGGAGGAAGCAAGAAUAGCCAUUGAACAAGUAGUAAUCCCGAGAGCCGAAUCCGUCGAACUACUUCCGAGGCCGCCACAGAUUGUAUCUCUACAGAUCGAGCUCAUUCAAAAAUACCAACUUCAGUCGGAGAAAGUCGGCAAAGGUUCAGAUGUACGGUUACGUAUUCUCCCAUUUCAAUCGGUAAAAGACGACAGCGAUAGCUCCGGUGAGGAUGUUGAUGCGAACGAGUAUGAAAAUUUAGAUAACUACGGCGCAAAUGGUUCCUCAUACAGCGUGGAUAGGUUGCCUUUUCUGCCUGAUUAGUCAUUCACUGUGUUAUAAUUUCCAAAUCUCGUGCUUAAUUAUGUAUAUAUUUAUUACCUUAUCUAUACAGAGGUAUUAGGGUUUGUGGAUAGUCUUU
Messenger RNA from Hibiscus syriacus, 2156 nucleotides. Its product is annotated as protein SEEDLING PLASTID DEVELOPMENT 1-like. NCBI's taxonomy places the organism in Eukaryota, Viridiplantae, Streptophyta, Magnoliopsida, Malvales, Malvaceae. The record is from RefSeq and is a predicted model, not a curated record. The coding region runs from base 113 to 2059 and encodes 648 amino acids. The transcript has 9 exons. Gene Ontology annotation, molecular function: ATP hydrolysis activity.